This is a messenger RNA of Adineta ricciae, 1314 nucleotides long. NCBI's taxonomy places the organism in Eukaryota, Metazoa, Rotifera, Eurotatoria, Adinetida, Adinetidae. The record is from the annotation of a GenBank genome assembly.
AUGUCUGCUCCACAACAAAAACAAGCGUACAAAGUAGCUGAUAUAAACUUAGCUGAAUGGGGUCGCAAAGAAAUAACCUUAGCUGAAUAUGAAAUGCCAGGUUUAAUGCAAUUACGUCGUACUUAUGGUCCAUCUCAACCAUUGAAAGGUGCACGUAUUGCUGGUUGCCUCCAUAUGACCGUUCAAACCGCUGUCUUAAUUGAAACACUAGUUGCUUUAGGAGCUGAAGUACAAUGGAGUAGUUGUAAUAUCUUUUCAACCCAAGAUCAUGCUGCUGCUGCUAUUGCCAAAGCUGGUAUACCUGUUUAUGCAUGGAAAGGUGAAACUGACGAAGAAUACAUCUGGUGUAUUGAACAAACAUUAUUUUUUGGUGCUGACAACAAACCAUUAAAUAUGAUCUUAGAUGAUGGUGGUGAUUUAACUGGCAUUGUUCAUGAUAAAUAUCCCGAAUAUACGUCAGGUAUUUUGGGUAUUAGUGAAGAAACAACCACAGGUGUUCAUGCACUCUACAAAAUGCUUAAACAAGGUAAACUUAAAGUACCCGCCAUCAAUGUCAAUGAUUCAGUUACCAAAUCAAAAUUCGAUAACUUAUACGGUUGCCGUGAAUCAUUGAUCGAUGGUAUCAAGCGUGCAACAGAUAUUAUGAUUGCUGGAAAAGUUGCCGUUGUUGCUGGUUAUGGUGAUGUUGGUAAAGGAAGUGCACGAGCUUUACGAAACUUUGGCGCUCGUGUUAUUGUCACUGAAAUUGAUCCAAUCAAUGCUUUACAAGCAGCCAUGGAAGGUUACGAAGUAACAACAAUGGAAGAAGCAUGCAAAGUUGGUCGUAUAUUUGUCACGGCUACAGGAUGUCGAGAUAUCAUCUUGGGUCAACACAUUCUUGAAAUGCCAGAUAAUGCAAUCAUUUGUAACAUUGGCCAUUUCGAUAUUGAAAUCGAUGUUGCAUGGAUCAACAAAAAUGCCGUUUCAAAAGAAGUUAUCAAACCACAAGUUGAUCGAUAUAAGUUAUCCAACGGACGUUCAAUUAUUUUACUUGCCGAAGGUCGACUUGUUAAUCUUGGUUGUGCUCAUGGUCAUCCAAGUUUUGUUAUGAGUAAUUCAUUUACCAAUCAAGUCCUUGCUCAAAUUGAAUUAUUCACCAAAAAGGCCCAAUAUCCAGUUGGUGUCUAUAUUUUGCCCAAGAAGCUCGAUGAAGAAGUCGCUGCUGCUCAUCUUGAACAUUUGGGUGUUCGUUUGAGCAAAAUGUCCGAAACACAAGCUGGCUAUUUAGAUUUGAAUGUAGCUGGUCCAUUCAAACCCGAACAUUAUCGUUAUUAA